CUUUAAUCAUAUAUUUGCUCUGGUGUGACGCAUCGUUAUGGGUUAACGAUCUUUUCAGUGACGCGUAUUUCGCGCGAAACUCAUUUUCGGAGAGUUAAAGUGAAGAGAUGAGCAAAAAGGACAACGGUGCUGCUGUCAUCCUCGCCUAUCUGAACGAGAAGAACAGGCCCUACAGUGCACAAGAUGUGUUUUGUAAUCUACAAAAGCAGCAUGGAUUGGGCAAAACGGCUGUGGUCAAAGCCAUGGAGCUGCUGGCGCUGGAGGGGAAGAUAAAGGAGAAAGCAUAUGGCAAGCAGAAGAUUUAUUUUGCUGAUCAGUCCCAGUUCCAAGAUGUGAAGGAGGCAGACCUGAAGGCCAUCGACUGUCACAUCUCAGAGCUCAGUGCCGAGCUGCAGUCCCUCACCCAGAGCUGCAGACAGCUAGAUGCAGAGCUGAAGGAGCUCAGCAGCUCCCUGACCACAGAGGAAAUGGUGUCAGAGAUCAAAGAGCUGAAAGCCGAGUGUUCUGGGUACACAGCCCGUCUGGAGAAGAUAAAGUCUGCCACAAAUCACGUCACUCCAAAAGAGAAGGAGAAGGUUUACAAAGAGAGGGAUGUAUAUGUGAAGGAGUGGAAAAAGAGGAAGAGACUGGCUUCAGACAUGAUCAAUGCAAUCCUGGAAGGGUAUCCUAAGAGCAAAAAGGAGUUCUUGGAUGAAGUCGGAGUAGAGACCGACGAGGACUGUAAGGUGGUUGUUCCAAGUACUUGAAGUAAACGAGAAAACGAUUUGUUCGUCCACUUCAUCAAUGUGAGCCUGUGCGGCGCUCGGCCGAGGAUAUAGAUUAAACAUCAGGGCGGUGUGAGCCACAGCACAUUCUUUAUUGAUAGCCUUUGUUUUGAACAGAUAGUACAUCUUUAAUAAAAGCUGCAUGGAAGUACAACUUCUGUAAUUGAAAGUAUAUUUAUACAAAAAAACACUGUGGCAUCAUCAGGCAGCACUGAGGGAUGUGUGUCACCUCAUAGGCAGCAGCGGUUUGUUUGCUUCCCUUUUUAGAAGCCAUACUAAAUCUGAGAGUCUGAAAAUGGCAGAUUAUUCCUUACAGUUUUGAUGUUCUUUGUUAUUAAUGUUCUAUUUCUUUUUUUGAAAACUAAAUAAAAUAAAAUGUUUUUUCAAGCAUGGACAGUUAUUCAGAACCUUAAUGUAUUAUGAGGCGUGGGUUGUCCCAUUUUCCACCUCUCCUUUGUACACUUUCUUCAUGCAGUAUUGUUAUUAAAUGUUCAUGACAGUUAUGUUACACACUGAAGUGCAAACAAUCAUUUCUCCUAUAAGAGAACCAUCUACCAACUAUUGUGGGGAUCACUGCCCAGCUUUACAGGAUUUUUCUGCUGUUGUCUUUCACACUUUAUUUGAUUUUGGGUGAAUUAAACAGGACGCACAUUCAGUAUUUUUUCUUUUUUACAUAGAUUCAUGUCACUCUUUGGAUGGUGAUAUACAGUAGAUCGCUUUUUAUAAAAGAACCAUCAAAAGAAAAUACUUCCAACAUUUCCCUGUAAAUUAAAGCAACUCAUGAACAGAGCAGUCCUGUGCAUGACAAGUCGUCACAAAAAUCUGCUUUAUAUCAUAUGUUUAAAAAUCAAAGUACAAAAAAAAAAACAAAUUCAGUACAGCCUCUGUAAGUCUCUGUGUCUCAGUGACAGAUUCCACAGUGCUGUUAAAAAUUCAGAAGUGCUGGUUGAUUAUUGCACCAUUUGAAAAGAUCAUAAAAGCCACUAACGCAUCAUUUUAAAAAGGUCCAGUGUGCAAGAUUUAGGUUCUAGGGCAGAAAUUAAAAUUAAAUACUUAAGAGUAAGAACUGUUGUGUUUUAGUCACUGACAGUAGAAUGAAUGGACAGAGUAUGCGUGACGUCACCCACAUGUUUCUGAAGAAGUUCUGAAUCUGACCGCCUCCUGGUUAAUCAUAAAAAUUGACAAAGACAUGGCUCAACGGUGGACAGGAUUCACUUCUCUGCUACGGAGGUUGGCGCUUUGUUUCAGUUAGCUCAGAAUGGGCCGUUUUUCUCUACAGACGGAGCAGACGACAAACCAGCGGGUCUACAUGGGGGUUUUCUUGGGUGAAGGGGUAUUCAGUUGGUUGCGAUCACAAAUCCUACACACUGGACCUUUUUAAUAUAAAAUAAUCUGUUUUAAACUGCCAUCUGAAAGCAUGAAAAUCAACACUUUGUAUUUAACAUCAUCUCUCAAAGAAACACGACAUGUAUAACUGUAUUCAACAUUUAACACAAUGUGUGGUAGCUUAAUUAUUUUGCAAAGUCAAUAUAUAAACAAACAAGUCAUCCAAAGUCCUCUAUGCUUCCUUGUAUUGCACACCUCAGCGAAUUGUCAUUGCUGCAUGAAUGAAAUAAUCAAACCUGAAGCGAUAUAGAGCACGCUCCUGAGUGUGUGCAGAAUUAGGAGAAAUGACCCUGCAGUAGUAUCGUCGUCUGCUAUGGUUCAGGAGUGCAACGGCUGACUCACAGUGUUUGUACACUGAAGCGGAGACGAGCCCUUUGGAUCAG
Larimichthys crocea (large yellow croaker) is the source of this 2533-nucleotide messenger RNA. RefSeq names its product PSMC3 interacting protein (gene psmc3ip). The transcript is spliced from 8 exons. Gene Ontology annotation, biological process: homologous chromosome pairing at meiosis; meiotic joint molecule formation; meiotic strand invasion involved in reciprocal meiotic recombination. Gene Ontology annotation, molecular function: double-stranded DNA binding; recombinase activator activity. Lineage: Eukaryota; Metazoa; Chordata; Actinopteri; Sciaenidae. Gene Ontology annotation, cellular component: condensed nuclear chromosome; DNA recombinase auxiliary factor complex. The coding region runs from base 108 to 746 and encodes 212 amino acids. The record is from RefSeq and is a predicted model, not a curated record.